Molecule: messenger RNA, 1171 nt
Organism: Poeciliopsis prolifica (blackstripe livebearer)
Lineage: Eukaryota; Metazoa; Chordata; Actinopteri; Cyprinodontiformes; Poeciliidae
Product: SOSS complex subunit C-like
Exons: 1
Coding region: 154-465 (103 amino acids)
Biological process (GO): DNA repair
Cellular component (GO): SOSS complex; nucleoplasm; nucleus
Source: RefSeq, a predicted model, not a curated record
GCUUCCGUUCUGGUAAUUAACCAACAAAAAGCUAUAAAAUGCGUUUACAAAUUUAAACCCACAGAGCGGAAGGUACCUCACCAAAAACAUAAACCCCGAAGGAGACCUGAGGGGAACUUUACCCUCCAUUCGUCGGUUUACUGUUGAGCCGUAAUGGCCGCCAACCCUCCCGGACAGGGCUUCCAGAACAAAACCCGAGUGGCCAUCCUGGCGGAGCUGGACAAGGAGAAGCGGCGGCUGCUGCAGGGCCAGUCCUUGAACUGUCCCGGCGCCAACAUCCCGCUGUCAGGCCGGAGCAGCCUGAAGGAGGCGAGGGACAGCGCGGAGCAGCAGCACAUCGCCGCCCAGCAGAAGGCCGCCCUGCAGCACGCGCACGUCCACUCCUCCGGCUUCUUCAUCACCCAGGACUCCUCGUUCGGGAACCUCAUCCUCCCGGUGCUUCCCCGACUGGAGCCCGACCUCUGACCCAGCAGCACAGCCGCUGCGGGAGGUCCGACUCGAACUCACAAAGAGCCUUUGGUCACUUUUUAAUUUUUUUUUAUUUCGAGAUAGAAACGUAAGGAAGUUAUUUCUGGGUCAGAAUGUUGAAACCUUCAGGGGAAGAAGUGCUUCUCAACUCCAAUCCUCAGCCCUCACCCUGCUCUGCAUGUUUCAGAUGUGCCUCUAUUCCACAACAGCUGAUCCAAAUGAUGGCAUUACCUCUUCUGCAGGCAUCAAGUACUGCAGAAGCCUGUUAAUCCCCCAUAGAUCAAUCCAGGUGUGUGGCAGCAGGGAACCACUGAAGCAUGCAGGGCAGGACAGGAGGAGCAGGAUUGAGGUCUACGCUGUGUUUACUUUCUGUUUUCACUGCAAGCAGAAGACCAGGUGUACAUUUUUUUUGAGUGAGCUAUUGGACCACAGCUUGCUGUCAGAACAGUGUUUACAGUUUAUGGCUCUCUGCCAGGGCGCCCCUCAGUCAGAGGGCGUAAGAUCACUUGGAGGAGAAAAGGUGGUCCGACAGAUUCAUCUCUGAGGACUGUUGUUUUUUUUGUCCAUUCUAGUUAUCAUAGAUUAGAUGGCCUCCACCCGCCUUAUGUUAUGCAGCGUAUGGACUGUAAGGAGAAAAAAAAUGGCUGCAAUAUUUUUUUUUCUUUUUUAAUAAACAUCUAUCUACCAAUCUGUCCCUACCAGA